This is a messenger RNA of Ostrinia nubilalis (European corn borer), 615 nucleotides long. RefSeq lists its product as uncharacterized. The record is from RefSeq and is a predicted model, not a curated record. The coding region runs from base 34 to 411 and encodes 125 amino acids. The transcript is spliced from 3 exons. Lineage: Eukaryota; Metazoa; Arthropoda; Insecta; Lepidoptera; Crambidae.
UACGAGACCCUACCCCCUUCGUCUUGGCCAGGCAUGCAGUUUGCGACUACUCUCCACAAGUUUGCGGUUCUGAAGGAACAUGCCAACCAGUUUCUCAAUGGAGAGGUUGUGGGAUCGUGGUUUAACCCUUGGCAGAUUGAGAACAACUAUACCAAUCCUUAUAAAGUGGUACGCAUCGCAUCGGCCGCGAGGCAGUUCAUGACAGAACUAGCUGCUCUCCAAUCAGAUCUAGCCCUUGGCAUCAGUACCAUCACCGGCAAGCGAAGCUCAGAGGAGUGGAUGAAGACAUACGUGAGCCCCAUCAUGAUCAGGAUAUCGGAUCUCGUGAAGGAAGCCGAAGCCAGAAGUAAUUCCGAACCGAGCGUCAGUCCGUCGAACAAUUUGUACUUGUGGAAUAAUAACGUGCAGUGAAUUUAUGGUUUGUAAGGGUCUACUCAUCAUGAUUUAAUGAGGGCAAUCGUUAGAUUAGACAGUAGCGCUGAAGCGGUAGGAGGACUAUCGCAUUUGAACUCAUCAGGAUGGCGCCACUGUAGAGUAGGCUCAUGUCAAUCGACAGUAGUGCCAACUGUUAAGUAUAAAAAUGAUAGCCCUCCAUUUUAGCGCUGUCAUCGGCCA